CAUGAUUGGGUGUAUUAUAUUGCUAACCUUUUGUAUCGACGUAUGCAUUAUCUAGUGUUUGUUACAUACAUCUUCUACAUAACACCGCAAUGUGUUUCUCGAAGGCAGGCAUGAUUAUUCCACCGGCGCCAAUAAGGUAGCACAUUGCCACAUGGAGAGCCUUCCCAUCUUGUCUGCUCGUCGUCCAUGAACGCACCCCAACAAAUUUAAAUCCACUUCUUGGAAGCUGCUGCUGCUGCUGCUUUGAGCUUUCAAGCAGCACACACCCCCACUUCAACGACGCUCCUGCUUACAGUACAGUGUACAUAUAUGCUCCUCGUCCUCGAUCUCUUUGCCGGCUUGCCCCCCAUUACUUUGGUAGGCCGUCCUGCUGCUUGCUCAGCUCGCAUAUAAACUUGUCUCUUCUCAUGCAGAGCUUGAGAGCUAGCUAGAUGUGCAUAUAGCCAGUAGAUUAGAUCCCGGCCAAUCUUGAGAGGGAAACGCAAAAGCCUCUGGCUUUUCGGAAGGGUGCUUUGCUCUUUCCAGCCUGCAGGCCCUGGUGUUUAUAUAACUUGGAAGCUUCAGUUGCUGACAGCCAGAGAGAGGAUGGGGCGGACGAAGAAGCUGGGCCUGGACAAGGUGCUCGACUGCUUCUCGCUGUCCCUGUGCUCCAACGCCUGCGCCUGCAUACAUUCCGUGGAGGAGGAGGAAGACGAGGACGAGCGGAAGGCCCUGGUGAGCAGCCAGCUGGAGGAGCUCGUCAAGCUCAGGGACUUCGUCGAUGGAGCUGCCAAGACUCUUGCUUUCCAUCUAGAGCCAAAGACUGUGGAGCUCAAGGUGUCGAUGCACUGCUAUGGAUGCGCCAAGAAAGUCCAGAAGCACAUCUCCAAGAUGGACGGUGUGACAUCGUUCGAAGUAGAUUUGGAGAACAAGAAGGUGGUAGUGAUUGGGGACAUCACGCCGUAUGAGGUGCUGGAGAGCAUCUCCAAGGUGAAGUUCGCGGAGCUAUGGGUGGCGCCCAACUCCAAGCAGCAAGCUGCGGAGAGGUUGUAGGUGUGGAGGAUUUCAUCAACGCUCAUGUCCUCAUAUUCAUCGGUGUAACUCAGGCGGCUCGCAAAAGAACUUACUAGAAGUACUAUAACUAGGAAGGAAGCCAUCAUUGUAUUAAGGAACAUGUUGCUCUGCGUUUUAUGGAAAGGGCAAGUUUUAUGUAAAGGGCAAUUGGGGAACAUGUGCUUGCAUAAACAUGUGCUUUGUUCGGCUUAUCGUUUCUGCGGCCGAUG
Sorghum bicolor (sorghum) is the source of this 1262-nucleotide messenger RNA. Its product is annotated as protein SODIUM POTASSIUM ROOT DEFECTIVE 2. Lineage: Eukaryota; Viridiplantae; Streptophyta; Magnoliopsida; Poales; Poaceae. The coding region runs from base 586 to 1032 and encodes 148 amino acids. Gene Ontology annotation, molecular function: metal ion binding. The record is from RefSeq and is a predicted model, not a curated record. The transcript has 3 exons.